AACUUGGAUAUGUCCAAUCCCAGAGGACAAAAUCAUACGAAUGGCAGAGCACUGGCAUCCGCAGACCCCUGUCCGAACCCGUCUGAGAGCCGCCAGCCCGGCGAAGGGGACCAUUUACGGGGAUGGAUUACGAUUCCACCUAGUCUACUUGGUUACCAGUCCAGGUCUCCGCUAUUUAGAAGUCUGUCCGCAUCCACGUCGUCUAGUGGAUAUUUUUCAUUCGAAUACGACUCUCUUCCAAACUCUCCACUGAUGAUGCAUAAUAAGUCAACACAGACUCCAAGCCCGUCAAGCCAAGCCAUUUCCCAUGCACAGCAACGCUUAGCCCAAGUGUGCGAGAACUUUCAGCAUCAUGAGAUGGCACAGGACCCCGGCCGCCCCAUUAGAUCGCGGUCGCUGUCGAUGCCGGCGGACGUGCGGCCAGAGGUGUGGGUGGGACAGGAGCUGCGACGCAUUGGCGACGAAGUAAACCAAAUGCAUGUACACAGGGGGAGGCAGAAUAGGAAUGGUCAGAGGGCCCAAAGCGAGUGUGUCUUUUGCCUGUGGAUGGCUUUCCUGGUGGGACUGCUGAUACAGACCAUCCUGAGGCGAAGAUGAUGACUGGACGCGGCCCCUCAGCCCCUCAGCCCCUCCUCUCUCUCACUCGCCAGCCCAGCAGACACGUAGCAUCCGGGAAAGUGUCUUUCAUGCACUCUGCACUUAUUGAGAUGUAAAUAUGGAGGAUUUCCUUGAACAUACUGAGGUGUUCUGCAAUAUCUCACCAUUCUGCCUGUGGACCGGGCCAUUUGCAUUCGCUUCUCUUUCAGAGCAGGUCUCAGCCACACACCAGGACCCAUUAGGGAGAAGAUAUUUCAAAAGGGAUUUCAGCUUGAUUGGGAUCUCAUACCUCACUGUUUCCAUGGAAACAUAAUUUGAAAGCUGAGCCUGCAGGAAAAAAAGAGACCAAAUGCUCUACCUGGCACGAUUCCGCCCCACACAUGGAUGGGGAUGCUGUUGGGUAGUGUCUUGUACAUAGUGUGCACCUUUAAAUAUUUCUUUUCUUACUCCUCCCCUUUGAUGUUGUCUGGGCAGUUUGUGUCAUUGGCAUCUAUUUAUUACUUUUAAAGAUGUGUACUGCA
Messenger RNA from Megalops cyprinoides (Indo-Pacific tarpon), 1118 nucleotides. Its product is annotated as bcl-2-like protein 11. NCBI's taxonomy places the organism in Eukaryota, Metazoa, Chordata, Actinopteri, Elopiformes, Megalopidae. The record is from RefSeq and is a predicted model, not a curated record. The transcript has 4 exons. Bases 10 to 597 code for a protein of 195 amino acids.